UUGUUCCUUCUGAACUGUAGAUAUAGAUGAAAGUGAGGUUAGUUCGAAAACAUUGCGGUGAUAGUGUAGUUGAACAUUUGUUUGUUUUUAUGAUAAGAACAGAAUUAUUAAGCUGACAUAAUUCUAAUUUUAUUGAUUAUAAAAAGUAUGAGAUUAACUCAAUAAAACAUUUAACAAUAGAUUUUGUUAAUUUAAAGUUAUAUCAGCAAUGAUUAAAUGUUUGAGGUUAACUAUCGGUCUAUCACUUCAACAUACUGCUAAAAGGUUUGCAGGACAUAGUAAAUGGCAAAAUAUUCGACAUACAAAAGCAGCAAAUGACAUUGCUCGUAGUCAAAUGUAUAGCAGACUAGGACAGCGAAUAAAAAUUGCAAUUGCAGAAAAUGGAAACAAUAAUAAUCCAGAAACAAAUAAUGCGUUAGCUCAAGUCUUGGACCUUUGCAGAGUAAAAAAUAUGCCAAAUGCAUCUAUACAGAGUUUCCUUAAAUUGUCAAAGGUCGACAAAUCCAGUGCAAAAACAGUCUGGUUCGAUCUUUUGGGACCCAAUGGCGUUUUUUUCCUAGUGAAUACUUACACGGACAAUUCAGCUAGAACAAAAGCUAAUAUAAGAUCGUGCAUUAAGAAGCAUAGGUUGUCAUUGGAAGGAAAUUUAAGAGGCAACUUUGUUCAUAAGGGAAUAAUAAAAACAAAGCCCAAAGCUGAUGCAAAUGUAGAAAAUAUUUUAGACGCAUGCAUAGAUGAUGCAAUCACUGUAGGAGCUGAAGACGCUUUGGAAGAUUCAACAGAGAGUGGAGUUUUCCUGUUUCAUUGCGAUCCAAAUCACGUGCUAUCUGUUAAGAAGAAGCUGAUCGACUUGGGAUAUGAAGUCAUUGAAGCUGAUGAUUACUACAUGCCGUUGAAAUUUGUCAGUUUGACAGAUGAUGAAACAGUUGAAGACCUUGAAAAAGCUAUUGAGAAGUUGAAUGCCCUGCCAGAGGUUGUCAAAAUCUAUGAUAACAUUGAGUGAUAUGAGACUACACAUUUUGUAAAUAAUUAGCAAAUACAAAUAAAUUUAUUUCGAUUAAAACAA
Molecule: messenger RNA, 1066 nt
Organism: Nilaparvata lugens (brown planthopper)
Lineage: Eukaryota; Metazoa; Arthropoda; Insecta; Hemiptera; Delphacidae
Product: translational activator of cytochrome c oxidase 1
Exons: 5
Coding region: 209-1003 (264 amino acids)
Cellular component (GO): mitochondrion
Source: RefSeq, a predicted model, not a curated record